Saccharomyces paradoxus is the source of this 2568-nucleotide messenger RNA. RefSeq names its product mitofusin (gene FZO1). The record is from RefSeq and is a predicted model, not a curated record. Gene Ontology annotation, cellular component: mitochondrial outer membrane. Lineage: Eukaryota; Fungi; Ascomycota; Saccharomycetes; Saccharomycetales; Saccharomycetaceae. Bases 1 to 2568 code for a protein of 855 amino acids. Gene Ontology annotation, biological process: mitochondrial fusion. Gene Ontology annotation, molecular function: GTP binding; GTPase activity. The transcript has a single exon.
AUGUCGGAGGGAAAACAACAAUUCAAAGGCAGCAAUAAACAGCACAAGAGCUCCACAGAUCAGGACGAUGAUGCAGCCACAAUGGUACCACAAACUCUUACAUACUCACGCAACGAAGGUCAGUUCUUAAAUAAUAAUCUUUGUGGGCCAACUGAUGACCAUACCACAUUGUUUGAUGGUGAAGAAGGUCAUAGGGAAGAUGAUUUGCUGCCCUCAUUACGUACUUCCAGCUCCAAGGCUCAUUUAAUUUCUUCACAACUUAGCCAGUGGAAUUAUAACAACAAUAGGGUACUUUUGAAAAGGUCAAUAUUAAAGACACAAGCUUUUAUGGAUCAGCUUCAAGAAGAAAAUAAUAUUCGCCCGAUCUUUAUUGCUGCAAAUGAUGAGCGGGAAAAAUUACAUGUCCUACAAUUGAAUAUCAAGCUAGAUGGACAUUAUAGUACCAAAGAAAAGAAUAGUUUCAAUAUUGAGAAGAAAGCUCUAUCAAAAUUAUUUCAAUCUCAAAUCGAAUCAGUCACAAAUCAUUUAAAUGCGUUGAAAAAAAGAGUAGAUGAUGUUUCUUCUAAAGUAUUCAUCACAGGUGACGUCAAUACUGGUAAAUCAGCUCUUUGCAACUCUCUAUUGAAGCAGCGUUUACUACCCGAGGAUCAACUACCAUGUACCAAUGUAUUUUCUGAGAUAUUAGAGGCCCGGGAAAAUGACGGCAUUGAGGAAGUGCAUGCUAUACCAUUAAAUAUUGCUCCCACUCUUAAGGAAGCCAUUGAUAUGUACUCAAUACAAAAUCCAAAAACUUACGAAAUCCACACCUUGAAAGAACUCCCCAAUUUGGUUCCCCAAAACGAAAAAUAUGCGUUAUUGAAGAUUUACAUAAAGGACGAUAAAAGGCCUGCUUCCACUAGUUUACUGAGAAAUGGGACUGUUGAUAUCUCAUUGAUUGACUCGCCUGGGUUGAACAUGGAUUCGUUACAAACCGCCGAAGUAAUGUCCCGGCAAGAAGAAAUCGACUUGGUUAUUUUUGUUGUAAACGCAGAAAACCAGCUCACGCUAUCCGCAAAAGAGUUUAUUUCUCUGGCUUCUCGUGAGAAGAAAUUGAUGUUUUUUGUUGUUAAAAAAUUUGACAAAAUCAGAGACAAGCAACGUUGUAAGGAGUUAAUUUUAAAGCAAAUCCGUGACCUAUCCCCAGAAACACAUAAACGUGCAGCUGAUUUUGUCCAUUUUGUUUCUAAAAAUGGAGAUGAAAUGCCACAUUAUAAUAAUGGAAAUGACAAUGAAGAUCAUGGUGACGGAAAACCUGACGACGAUCCAUAUUCUAACAGCGAUCCAGAUCCGGACUUUGACAGUCUAGAAGAUUCAUUACGCAAUUUUGUUUUGAAGAAAAGAUCACUUUCCAAAUUGUUACCUGCUAAGACUUAUUUAUCGAAAUUAUUAAGCGAUAUAACAAUGAUUUCCAAGUCCAACAUGAAAAUGUAUAGUGAAGAAGAAAUAAAAAUCGACGAACAACUGGAAACAUUAAGACCUGAAAUACUAACCGCCAGAACAAAGUGUAAUGAUUUAACAACUUCUGUUGAUCAAAUGGCCGAGGGAACAAUUACAAUGACCUAUAACAAUACUAAAGAAGCGCUUCUCAAUGCGUUAGAUGUCCCACUGCACGAAUAUCCGAAAUACCAGGGUCUCGCACAAAUUUAUGACUUCAUAUUUUCAACAGAGGCGUUCAUAGCAAACCAGAUUGAUGAAUCAAUAAGUUUAAGUGAAUCGUUUGCCAAGCAAAAGACAGAUGCACUAGUAAAAAAGAUUUAUGAAAUCGGAAAAAAUGAACUUGGUGAUGAUUUCAUGUGUGAACGUGUUUUCAAAAGUGAAUUAAUGUUUAGAAAAAGAAAGCAUUUAAUAGGAAAAAGGCUAAGAGUAUCUUUGUCAAUAACUGAUUUGUUUGCUCCAAGUUGGAAGGGAUUUUUGUCCUAUUUAAGCUGGCAAAAACCUGUCACAGCACAGCUACCAGAUAUAGAAGGACAAACGAACGAGGAUCGGAAUAGCAUAAUGAAGUCUUUGGGCUUGAAAAAUUAUCCUUUGACACAAUACUGGUCAAGGCCAUCAUUACUCUUCACGUCAAAAAUUCCUACCCUAACACUAUACUUCCUUGGGAGUACAAAAGUCGUAGGUAACAUUAUAUUAAACGGUAUAAAAUUGUCAUCGUGGAGCUCACUCAAGAAGUUGUCAGUUCCGGUUGCAGUAGUAGGCUCCUUAUUGGGACUUACCUAUUUAAUUCAUGACCUUCCUCGUGCCUUACCAAUGAAUCUUUCCAGUAAAUACAAAAGAAAGCUGCAGGAACUAGACUACAUUCAUCUUAACGCUCAGAGAACCUCAAAUGAAGUACGUGAUGUUUUACGUGUACCCACGCGUGAAAUUCUAAGGUCGUGUGAAAUAAUUAUGGAUAAGAAACAGGUCACUAAGAAAGAAUUGGAAAGCAAAAAAGAAAAUAACUCGCUAUCGAUCAAAUUCUUCGAAUCAUUAUACGAAGGAACCAUGGCUCAAAAAUUAAUGGUGGAGGAAAUAAAUCUAGAUAUCGAUUAG